AUGGGAUCUGGUGAGGAACUUCUCGAUUUCAGUGGAAAUGGCGAUCCAAAUACUCUCUCAAUCGACGAACCCGAGCUUAUGUUGCUCAACGAAACAACCACAACAACCACAACAACAACAACACCAUCACCAAUUCUUGGCUACACUCCAAAUCCAUUUCGAAUCGCUGUUCUUUCAAUCAAAUGUCUUUUGAUUAUUCUAAUCUUCACACUUUCUUGCACAAUUCGUCGUGAUUAUUUCAAAUUCUUUGUUGUUUUUCUCGUUGUUCCAUUGUUUAUUGAGGCUGGUUUCGAUGUUUUCACCGAAAUUCAUGCAGCAACAUUUGGAACAAAAGCACAGAAAUUUGAAUAUUUGAAUUUGUCGCCAGAUUUUGAGCUUGAAAAUGUGAAUUUCACAGUGACUGAUUGGCAAAAAGAUGCGAUCAAGGAUUAUGCACAAGUUUUGCAACAUUAUACUACUUAUACACUUUACACGUGAGUGGUUUUCAAAAACUAUAAAACCAUCUGUCUCAAAAAUUUCAUAUUCACAAAAUCUUUUUCAAAUAAACUUCCUUUAGAAUUUUUCGUGAAGAAUUCUCGAAAAUACAAUUAUAUAAACAUGAAUACAGAAGAUUAUCAAAAAUAAUUGAAACGUACAUUUUUAAAAUAAAAUUAUUGGAAAGGAAUUAAAAAUCAUGAAUUAUGAAUUUUUAUAAUUCAAUUAUUUUUCAAUCUUAUUCUAGUUCUAAAAGUUGUUUUUAAUAAAAAUCUCUAUUUUUUCAGAUCUGAUGCUAUUUUCCCACUCGUCUCCUAUAUCUUCAGUGAUUUCUUUUUCUGGUCCUUGUUGUUCUCAACAACUACCGUAUUCUUCUAUGCUCACAAAGCCGUCGUUCGUCCCGAGCAAAUUAUCUAUGAACCAAUUGGGAAGAGUUUUAUCAAAAUUCAAAUUUUGCCAAUUUUGUUCACCGCCAUCAAUACACUUCUUGCCUAUUUUAGUGUUCCAGAAUGGAUUUAUUUGGCAGUUUUGACUAUUGUCAGACUUACAGCUUUGGCUUUAGUUGGAGUUGCAGCAACUCAAAUUUUUGCGGUGAGUAAAAAAAAUUAAUAGAGGAAUUUUAUUAUUUUUAAAUUCAAAUUGUUUUCAGAGUUUAUUCCUUUUCUGUCGAACCAAAGACGAAUUGACCAAAACAUCUCCAUAUGAGCAAGUUCGAAACUCAAAACUCAGAUUGUUUUUGUUGGUUUUGUUCACAAUUGGAAUGAAUGUUCUCAAUGCUCCAUAUAUCAGUAAGUUUCUAGAGUUUUGAGGAAAACUACAAAAAUGAAAAAUAAAUAAACUUUCACACUAUCCCAAAUAUAGAGUAAAUGCGCUCUAUUGAUAAACACGCUAUUCUGAUUCCUUUUCAAAAUAUGUUAUGGGAAACAUAUUUUUUCUAAAUUUUUUGUUGCGAAAGUUUGUUUCUUUUUGCAAUUAAAUGACUCAUUUUUCUAAAAAAAAAAACCAAUGAUCCCAAUAAAUUUGUCAAUUUGUUCCAAAUCAUGACUCAUAUUAUUUCAGUUUGGUCCGCUCUUUCGCUCACACAAGAUAUCAAUGAAUUGCUCAGUUUUGAAUGGUAUCUUCCACUUCAUUUUGUUCAUGAAAUGUUCACACUUCAUCUAACUUUCUACCUUAUCCGCCCUUAUGUUUUUCUGAUUUUCACUUUGAUCUUCCUUAAUCCAUACCGUCGUCGAUUCUUCAGAUUUUUCUGUGCAUGUUGCAAAAGAAACUAG
Caenorhabditis angaria is the source of this 1745-nucleotide messenger RNA. Lineage: Eukaryota; Metazoa; Nematoda; Chromadorea; Rhabditida; Rhabditidae. The record is from the annotation of a GenBank genome assembly.